This is a messenger RNA of Mollisia scopiformis, 1905 nucleotides long. RefSeq names its product cytochrome P450. Bases 1 to 1554 code for a protein of 517 amino acids. Lineage: Eukaryota; Fungi; Ascomycota; Leotiomycetes; Helotiales; Mollisiaceae. The transcript has 8 exons. The record is from RefSeq and is a predicted model, not a curated record. Gene Ontology annotation, molecular function: monooxygenase activity; oxidoreductase activity, acting on paired donors, with incorporation or reduction of molecular oxygen; iron ion binding.
AUGGCUGUUCUGUUGUUUCCUGCAUUUUUGGCACUCGCUAAACACCUUACCACGCAGCCAAUUGCUCUGGCUCUUGCUCUGUCAUUUACCUAUGCAGUGGUUGGUGCAAUCAGGCGUCGAUACUUCCACCCACUUUCUCAUAUCCCAGGACCUCUAAUGGCAAGCAUGACAGGAUGGUACGAAGCAUACUACGAUGUUGUAACUGGAGGGACAUAUGUCAAAGAAUAUACUUGGAUGUACAAAAGAUAUGGUCCUGUUGUUCGGACUUCGCCCAACCACGUCCAUGUUGAUAAUUUGGAAUUCUACAAAAAAAUUUUCAACAUCCGAACCAUGUACAUGAAGGAGCCGGAUUUCUAUGGACGGCUAGGUGCCUCAAACUCAAUUGUGGGCAUUAUGGAUCCGGAUCAACACCGCGUACAUAGGAGACUUCUCAAUCCCAUGUUCUCAAAACGAUACAUCUAUACAUUAUCGCCUCUUAUGGCGGAGAAGCUCGAAAUGGCUAUACGUGUUAUGGAGGAACGAUGCCAGAGCAGAAAACCGGUAGAUAUUCAGACACUCUAUCGCUGCAUCACGAUGGAAAUGAUCUCGAAAGCACUCUUUGGCAAAUCUCAGGAUCUUCUUCUAUCUGGGGAUGAGGAGCCAUCAAUCUUAGCUCAAUUGACACUCUUCGUGAAUGACUCCGGGUUGAUCAAGCACUUUCCAAUUGUCAAACACAUCACUAAAAUUCUACCCACUGUGCUAGGCCGUACUGUACUGAAAGGUCUUGCUAAAUUUCGCGCAGAAGCCCGACGAUGGGUGCAAGUUGUGCGGCAAAGACGAGCACAGGGACUGAAAUAUGGCGAGAAUGGACACCCGACACUCUUUGACAUACUUCUCGAGUCGAAUGUCGAGAAAGGGUAUGUGGUGCCGCCUGCGGAAGCACUUAUCGAUCAAGCUUUCUUUUUCCUAAUGGCGGGCACUGACACAACUUCCUAUUCUCUUUCUUGUGCUACUUACUAUGUGCUCUCACAUGAUGAGGUGCACAAAGGACUGGUCGAAGAGUUAGUCGCUGCACCAAGAGACCAAUAUGGGAGGUUUGAGUACAAAGUUCUCGCGGGCUUGCCGUAUCUGUCGGCAGUGGUGAAGGAAAGCCUGCGACUCUCUACUGCUGUUGCUGGGAAUAUUCCUCGUGUGGUUCCGGAAGGUGGGGUGAUUGUUGACGGGUAUUUCCUUCCUGCCGGUACGGCUGUCUCAGUAACCCAUCGCACAAUUCACGACAACCCCAACUUGUUCCCGCAACCAGAAAACUUCGAUCCACUACGCUGGCUCGGGACUAAUAACAAGGAGCUGGAUUACUGGAACGUGUCGUUUUCUAAGGGACCUAGGAGGUGUCUUGGAAUGAAUCUAGCAUACCUAGAAAUUUAUAUGUGCCUCGCAACUUUCAUAUUGCAUUUCGAUAUGCGUUUAUUCGAGACGGACGAGCGGAGCAUGGAGUGGUGGGAUAAAGGGAUUACGGUCAAUCGCAAGCAUGUGAAAGUAGUAGCUAUUAAAAGAGAGCUAGUGGUCAGAGUCUGAACAAACAUGGCGAAUAGUAUCGAAUUUGUCGUCUCCUGGAAGCGAGAUGAAGCCAUUGACAGGCAGGGAGACGGGUCGCAGGAGGCUCGCAAUGAUGGGAGAAAUUCUCGGUAUUCCGUAUGGCGCUGAAGCCCUGGUUGUGGGAUUUUUGGAUAUGAUGCACGCUACUGAUGCGGUGUUGCUGUUGCUGAUUAGCUUGUGGUUUAGCUUUGAAACAGUUGAGACUCGUACUCUAGCAUGGCCAUGGCCGAGAUUCUGUCGGCUGUCUCUGGUUGAGCGCGAGACGAAGUAGGCAUUCCUUCACUUCAAUGAUAGGAGAGUAAACAAUGCAAUCAUUCAUUUAGGUCGAGG